AACAAAGAGUUGCAAUGCAUUGAGAUUCCUGAUCCAGGAGUCGUGUGUAGCUGCUCGAAUUCCCACCCCCUCACUGGCUUAGGCUCGAGCUUGCUGAAAGCGUGUGAAAAAUACCCCUGAACGAUGGGUGAGACGCUCUCCCAGCUGGGCUCUCGGGAGGAUGAGAACAAGUCGAUGCUGCCCUCCGGCCCAGCCUGUGGCAGCGAGGCUGCCAGCUACUCCAGCACCACCAGCAGCAAGCCUUCUUGUUCCUGUGCGCCUUGUGAAAGGGCUGCUGGCGGCAGCUUUGCGACUUGUCCCACCUGCCAGGGCAGUGGGGAGAUCCCUCGAGAACUAGAGAAGCAGCUGGUGGCCCUCAUCCCCUAUGGGGACCAGAGGCUGAAGCCCAGGCACACGAAGCUCUCCGUGUUCCUGGCAGUGUUCAUCUGCCUGGUGACCUCCUCCCUCAUCGUCUUUUUCCUGUUUCCCCGGACUAUCGCCGUGCAGCCUGUAGGCCUCAACUCCUCCACGGUGACUGUUGGCGAGGCCGACAUCCACCUCAGUAUAACGAAUAUCUUGAGCAUCUCCAAUAACAACUACUACCCCAUCGCCGUGACCCAGCUGACCAUUGAGGUUCUGCACCUGUCCCUCGUGGUGGGGCAGGUCUCCGACAGCCUUCUCCUCCACGUCGGCCCUUUGGCCAGUGAGCAGAUGUUGUAUACGGUAGCCAACAGGAUAUGGGAUGAAAACACAUACAAGAUCUGUACCUGGCUGAAAAUCAAAGUCCACCAUGUGCUUCUGCACAUCCAGGGCACCCUGACCUGUUCCUACCUGAGCCAUUCAGAGCAGCUGGUCUUCCAGAGCUACGAAUAUGUGGACUGCCGGGGAAACGCAUCCAAGCCCCACUUGCUGGUCCCUCGCCCGCCGUGACCUGUCUGCUGUCGUCGAGCUGCGGGCACCUGCCGGCCUGGUCUGUAUCUCCCACCACUCCAUGGCACCCAAUAGGACGAGAGUGACUCUGCCAAAGGAAAAGCCCUGCUUUAUCAUACCCUCCCCCUGUUCACCCCCAGCAGAGGAAGCUUUCUGUGGACGUUAACUUCAUACGCACACGUGCACACGCACACGCACACACACCCUCACGCCCUCUCUGAUUUCCACAGGAACGGAAGCUUGGUUCUUCUAGAAGCCAGCACCAGAUAUUCCCCUUGGUCUGUCUUGAGGAAAGUCUGACCUGACGUUUCCUCAGAGCUGCCUCAGCGGCACGGAGUGGCUCCCACACUGUCUGUGCUGAGCACCUUGGUUGCCCAGCUCGUCCAGGGAAGACCUUUGUCCUGCCUGAAUGUGGAGAAAGCUUUCAUUUUGUCUGGCUUUUAAUACAUGGAUCCUUUCCAAGUUC
Lagenorhynchus albirostris (white-beaked dolphin) is the source of this 1375-nucleotide messenger RNA. It is a transcript of the gene TMEM106A, whose product is annotated as transmembrane protein 106A. The transcript has 8 exons. Lineage: Eukaryota; Metazoa; Chordata; Mammalia; Artiodactyla; Delphinidae. The coding region runs from base 124 to 909 and encodes 261 amino acids. The record is from RefSeq and is a predicted model, not a curated record.